Molecule: messenger RNA, 1622 nt
Organism: Vitrella brassicaformis
Lineage: Eukaryota; Vitrellaceae
Source: the annotation of a GenBank genome assembly
CAGCGAAUGUCUUGUAGCGCAUCGUGGGGAAACCUCCGCCCGUCGCGUCCGAAAGAAGGCGUUGACAUCCUCUACCUGUCUGCAGUCAGCUGUAAGGCUCAACUCACUGCUUACCACUUUUGAAAGGUCCGUGCGCGAGAUUUAAACAAGAGGCCCAAGGAUAUAAAACGUAGGCAGCAAUUGAGCGGCCUCAGCCGCCUGCACAAAUGCAGACAGGCAGAAUCAUCGAUGCGCUAAGAAAUCUGGACGUAGCGUACCUGGCUCCCCAGGAGCGAAAACGUCGAUCCACGCAUCGAAACUCGCCCGUACUUGUCCUGAAUACGUCCAAGUAGUAACAGCCACAAAGCACUCCGCAUUUUUGUAAUGCUGCACAGAUGUACACAAACCGUGACGGCGGUGCUCGCCAAUGAUGCCUGCAUCACACAAGAGGAUCGGCACGUGUGUUAUGGUUGCGUAGGCGGGCGGGGUGUGCCGAUGUGCAUACCCGUCGUGCUUCGGCAUCCUUCUUUUUCUUCUCCUCGUCGGCUGCAGUGUCAUAAACAAACACACACAAAGAGAUAAGUCUGUGUUGAGCCGCCUUUGCCUAUAAGCACAUACCCUCUCUGGCCAAUUGUUGUUGCUGCUGAUGCUGGUCCUGCUCCUCCCUCUGCUUGCGCCUGGCCUCUGCAGAGAGAAUCAAUCCCAUGUGUGUGGGGAAAGAGGUGCGUCUUGUUAUUCUCUCACGUACCCCUCUCCUCCAGCUGCCGCAGCCACUCCCUCUCUCGCCGUCUCUCCUCUGCACACCAUCCAUCCAUCCAUCCAUCAUAAAGAAAACAAUCUGCAUGUGUAUGCAUCCCUCCUGACCCACCGGCCUCGUGCUGCACCUGCUGGACCUGAUUGACAGAUGACAGAUAGACAUACAUGGGGAGGGGCGUGUGUGCAGUCGAGUUGAUGAUACAUACCUGGAUGGCCGCCGGCUGGUGCUGGUCGUCCUGCUGCUCGUCGUCCUGCUCGUGCUGGUCGUGGGGGCUGCUGGUUGUCUUGGGGCGAGGGUCGAAUAUAUGGGUCACAGGAUAUAAAAUGUAGACGGCGAUUUUCUUCUGAGACCAUAUGAGCAAACAUAUACGACCGUCGACAGGAUGUUUGUGCACACAUUGGGGGCCUGUCUGGUCACUCAGCCACACGUACCUUGCUGCCCCUCCUCCUGCUCCUGCUGGCCCUCCAUCUGGGACUCGGCCUCCUGCUGCUCCUCGUCUGCAGACAGGCCAGACACCCAAUUUCAUUUGUGUAACAGCCGUCCGUAUCCGUCAGUGGGCCCACUGACCGCUGCCGCCGGCGAAGGGGAUUUCAUCGCCGUAGUUGCCCAAAAACCAGUUAGGGUGGCUGUGGACGGGGUGGGCGUAUUGCUGGUUGAAGCCCACCCACCAGAUGUCUGCAUCAAUCGGUACACACAGCCCAACACACAAGGGGUGUCUGCGUGCACAGUGAUGUGUCGCCCCCACACACACAGACAUACCCUCGGGCUCUUCGUCGGUCCCCUCCCGCUCGGCCAGCUCCACGGCUGCAGCACCAUAGACACAGUGAGCACAUCCAUCUCUGCCGUGUACGAUGAUCACUGAUUGAUUCCUCCUACCAGCUUGCAU